GUUUGAAGUUGUUGUGACAGUAUUAAUUAAUACUCCAUUUCUUGUGAAAUUAGGCAUUAUACACUUGUCCAUACUAAGUCAAUUGCAAUUAUCAUGCCACAAAAAGUAUAUGAUUCUGAAGAAAAUCACUUACAAUCAUUUUAUUCAUUGCAUUUGUUAAGAAUGGAUGUCUGUUCAAAGGCUUUUCUGCUAAUUACUCUACUGUCCUUGCUAUAUUGUGCAGGAGCCCCUAAACACCCGGAUUGCGGUCCAGCUGGACGCUGCUACACUGUCAAUGCGCUAUUUGGAAGUUUUAGACAGACAAGAUGUGUUCCUUGCAAAAUGAAAACUUGAUCUAAUCAUUUAACUAGUUUGGAAUGCGAUUUUUAACAUUCGCUAAAGUAAACACCCAAAAAUAAAUUUUUUUUUUGCUUAA
Messenger RNA from Drosophila gunungcola (fruit fly), 415 nucleotides. RefSeq lists its product as uncharacterized. The transcript is spliced from 2 exons. The record is from RefSeq and is a predicted model, not a curated record. Lineage: Eukaryota; Metazoa; Arthropoda; Insecta; Diptera; Drosophilidae. Bases 94 to 333 code for a protein of 79 amino acids.